Molecule: messenger RNA, 6534 nt
Organism: Mastomys coucha (southern multimammate mouse)
Lineage: Eukaryota; Metazoa; Chordata; Mammalia; Rodentia; Muridae
Gene: Lmln
Product: leishmanolysin like peptidase
Exons: 17
Coding region: 442-2586 (714 amino acids)
Biological process (GO): proteolysis; cell adhesion
Cellular component (GO): cytoplasm; membrane
Molecular function (GO): metalloendopeptidase activity
Source: RefSeq, a predicted model, not a curated record
CAGAAAGAUUGAACCUCCUUAAGGAAUGACUUACACCUGCCAUGGCAAGUGACCUUUGAGCAAAGGCUUCAAUCUUGUAGCUAGGGGCUAAUCCAACUUUUCCUAGGUUAAUGGGUAGACAAGCUAUCACAAGAGUACCUUAACCUAGUUGGUUGUAUAAGUAGCUUUGGUAGUUAAGUGCUGGAAUGGAUUGAGGGAUCUGGUUUACAGGACUAAAGCUGUAGGUCGAGUGCUUAGCCUCUGCCCGGACACAGUUACUGAAUGAAGCGGGAGCAGCUACUUCUGAAUACGCCGCUCCCCACGCCCAUCCGCCUUCCACUAAUCCCCGCUAGCCAGGGUUCCCACAGCUCAGUUCACGUGGGCUGCCCGCCGGCGCUCAUUGGCUAGCUCCGCGCGUCGCCGCGGUCGCCGCUGCCCUCGUCCUCCGCAGGACCCAGCCCGAUGCCGGCCAAUGAAGAGGCGGCUGAUGGCCCGCCACCUGUCCGCGGCGAGGGCGGGCGGCGGCUGGGAGGCGUCGCACUCCAUGGUAACGACGCCGGCCCGAAGAUGGCGGCCGCGGGGUCUGGAGGAGCAGGCGGACCGGGACCAGGGCCGCGAGGCCGCUGGGGCAGCUGCCUGUGGGUGCGAGGCGUCCUGCUCGUGCUGGGCGGGCUCCCGGCCGGCGCCGCUCCGGUCUCCCUGGGCACUUCGCCUCCGUGUCGGCAUCACGUCCUGUCGGACACUGAGGUCAUUAAUAAGGUCCAUCUUAAGACAAAUCAUGUCACAAAGAGAGAUGCUGAUGGACAUUUGCGAAUCAAGACCAUCUAUGAUCAGAGCAUUGAAGAGUUGCUCCCUGAGAAAAGAUAUCUUGUAAAGAACAAACUUUUCCCACAAGCUAUUUCUUAUUUAGAAAAAACAUUUCAGGUUCGAAGACCUGCCGGCAGGAUCUUACUUAGCAGACAAUGUGCAACAAACCAGUACCUGCGGAAAGAGAACGAUCCACACCGAUACUGUACUGGAGAGUGUGCAGUGCAUACCAAGUGUGGGCCUGUUAUAGUGCCCGAGGAGCAUCUCCAGCAAUGCCGGGUCUGCCGAGAGGGUAAGUGGCCGUGUGGAGCAGUGGGUAUGCUAGACCCAGAGGGCGUGAAGGAUGCAGACUUUGUUCUUUACGUCGGUGCUCUGGCCACUGAGAGGUGUAGCCAUGAGAACAUCAUCUCCUACGCAGCCUAUUGUCAGCAGGAGGCAAAAAUGGACAGGCCCAUAGCAGGAUAUGCUAACCUGUGUCCAAAUAUGAUCUCCACCCAGCCACAAGAGUUUAUCGGGAUGCUGUCCACAGUGAAGCAUGAGAUCAUUCAUGCCCUGGGCUUCUCGGCCGGGCUUUUUGCAUUCUACCAUGAUCAAGAUGGAAACCCCCUGACUUCAAGGUCUGCAGAUGGCCUCCCUCCUUUCAACUAUAGUCUUGGCUUGUAUCAGUGGAGUGAUAAAGUGGUUCGGAAAGUAGAGAGACUGUGGAAUGUUCGAGAUAAUAAGAUAGUUCGCCACACUGUGUAUCUCCUAGUAACACCGCGUGUUGUUGAAGAAGCUCGGAAGCAUUUUAACUGUCCGGUCCUAGAGGGGAUGGAGCUUGAAAACCAAGGUGGGAUGGGCACAGAGCUCAACCACUGGGAGAAGCGCUUGCUAGAGAAUGAAGCAAUGACUGGUUCUCACACCCAGAACAGAGUCCUGUCUCGGAUCACUCUGGCGUUAAUGGAGGACACUGGCUGGUACAAAGCAAAUUACAGCAUGGCAGAGAAGCUCGACUGGGGCCGAGGAAUGGGCUGUGAAUUUGUCAGGAAGAGCUGUAAAUUCUGGAUUGAUCAGCACAGGCAAAAGAUGCAGGUGCCGAGCCCAUACUGUGACACACUCAGGAGUAACCCACUGCAGUUGACUUGCAGACAGGACCAGAGAGCCGUUGCUGUGUGUAACCUGCAGAGAUUUCCUAACCCUUUACCACCCGAGUACCAGUACUUUGAUGAGCUCAGUGGGAUAUCUGCCAAGGAUCUGCCUUACUAUGGGGGGUCAGUAGAAAUCGCUGACUACUGCCCUUUCAGUCAGGAAUUCAGCUGGCAUUUAAGUGGCGAGUACCAGCGCAGCUCCGACUGUAGAAUCCUGGAAAACCAACCAGAGCUGUUUAAGAACUACGGGGCAGAGCAGUACGGGCCUCACUCAGUCUGUCUGCUUCAGAAGUCAGCGUUCGUCAUGGAGCGGUGCGAGAGGAAGCUCAGCUACCCAGACUGGGGGAGCGGCUGCUACCAGGUUUCUUGUUCUCCUCAAGGUCUAAAGGUUUGGGUUCAAGAUACUUCAUAUCUGUGUAGCCGGGCGGGGCAGGUGCUCCCAGUCCGAAUUCAGAUGAACGGAUGGAUUCACAAUGGAAACCUGCUGUGCCCCUCCUGCUGGGACUUCUGUGAGCAGUGUCCACCAGAAACAGACCCUCCAGCUGCCAACCUGACUCGAGCCCUUCCUCUGGAUCUCUGUUCCUGUUCUUCUAGCCUGGUGGUCACACUUUGGCUCCUCCUCGGCAAUCUGUUCCCUCUGCUGGCUGGAUUCCUUCUGUGUGUAUGGCACUAGGAGUGGAAAAGUGAAUUUUCGAAACGACAGUCUUGUCAUGUUCCCAUGAACAAAGCACAGACCCUAGGUGAGCGCCAGCCCGCAGGUGUGCCAUUCCCAACUCUGGCUUGUAAGUGCUGUCCACAGUAGGACUGUGAAGAGUGGGUGCUCUGUGGCAGUCACUCCUUACCACACACUGCCACCUGGAGUGUGGAGAGGAACUGCCCCAGGGCUCCGAAGGUCAUGGGCAUGCAAUCUCUUGCCAGUUCCCCUUUAAUGCCGAGUGGAUGCUGGGAUUUGCCGCAGUCACAUACCUCAGCUUUUGCACUCAUCAAACAUCCAUGAGCAUCAAGGUCACUCAGAGAGCAGCUGAUGGCCCAGUCCAGAGUUUGAGUUGAGGAUCCCAUCCUCUAAAGUACGAAACUGGUCAUCAGGAUUUCAGACUUUCUGCCACCGCUGCACCUGUUUUAAAUGAACAUCUGGAUACGAUACCUUCAAGUCAUCACUCCUGUUCUGCUAAAGCGUCUGACUUGGCUGUGUUUGCCUUUCCUGCCAGCUGCGUGGCAGCUCACCGAGCUGUUGUCAGUGUGUUGUUAGCCCUCUGCACCUCAUCAGCCGUUUCCAUGUGAGCUUAGUGUCCACUUGCUGUCCUCAUUAAUUUCAUCACAACUUGGAAAACUGUGGGAGAGUGCGAAGGUGCGAUCAGAGGGUUGAAGUCGUGCAAACAGAAGGCGGCACGAUUGGGCUUCAGGUAAUAUUUGCAAAACCGGGAGUCCAUCAAAACCCAGCUGAUCCUUUCUGGCCUAUGUAUAUUUUAAAGGUUUGGACAUGGACAGGCAUACAGUUACUUCCAAGAGAACUGGGCUGUUAGAGAAUUACUGCUAAAUCACAAAGUUAUUUCAUAGACAAGAAGAAAAAAUUCAAGUUAAGACAAGGUCAUCUGAAUUGCUUCCUAACAGCAAAGUAUAGACUUGGGGUCCGGCCCGCCCACCGCCCAUCUGGACUCCAUUCCAGCGCUAUAUUACCUCUGUUUACAUGUCUGUUUUUUCCUGUGUUCGACACUCCCUAAAGAUAACCUACUGCUGUAGUGUUAUAAACAGCCUUUGGACCAGCAAGAUGGCACCCAGCCCAAAGUCCUGAGUUUGAUAACUGGAGACCACAGGGAACAAGAAAGGGACUGACUCCUAAAAGUUGUCCCCUGACCUACAUACACACAGGCGCGCACACAUGCACACACACACACAUGCACACACGCACAAGUAAAUGUAAAACAGUUUUCAAAAUGAGACAUGACAUUUAGGCACACUGUUCUUCCCUCUGUUCCAUUCAGCAUAUAGUUAUUAUGUGUUCUAGUUAAAACGUUUACAAGUAAAGCGGGAACAUGGUGGCCCAUAAUCUCAAACCUUGGGGAGAAGCAGAAGGAUCAGGAGUUCAAGGUCAUCCUCAGCUAUAUGGGGAAAUUCUGUUAGAAUCCAGUAUUGGUUACAUGGAAGCCUCAGGAGUAGGCAGGAGAAAGGAGUAGGGUAAGGGGGCGGAACACCGUGGUAUAAGCACUGGCUCCAACCAGCUGUGGCACCGCAGCGGGCCGAGCCUCAGAGUGAAGGAAAGCUAGCCUACUUUCUAUUUAAAGGCAGAAAUUUGAAAUAUGGACGAGCAUGCAGUCUAAGUUGGAGGUAUUCAUUACCGUGCAAAGCUGAGGCUCCCAAGCUCAGCCAACUGCAGCGCAAAAGGUCAUCGUCUGUAGACAGUACACUGUGCUUUGCCAGUGUUCUGCAUUCUUUUAAGUCGUACAAAGUCAGAGGAAAGUGAGUGUGAUUUUAAAGAAACAAACAAUAUGCUAGGCAUGGUGGCACACGCCUUUAAUCCUAGUGCCUGGGAGACAGAGGAUAGUGGAUAUCUGAGUCUAAGACCAGCCUGGUCUACAAAACAAGUUCCAGACCAGUCACAUAGUGAGAGGGACCUAUCUAGAAAGAAAAAAGAAAUGCACAUUAAACUUCCAUACCUAUGAUGAUUAUGAAUUAUCCUAUAAAGUGUAUAAAGAAUUUCACCAAAAAUAACAGUGGAGUAUAUAUACUGAGAGUCUGUGAUAGGUUUGAUGACAUUUCGACUGUUGUGCAGUAAUGCCAUUUAGGUAGUAUUGUUUCCAAGCAUGGUGCUUUUUAUACUUGAGAUAUAUUUUUGCUUUAUUUUUUAAUUAAUAUUGUAUUUGCACUAAUGACUUUCUGGAGAAAAUGUUACAGAUGACAUUUUUUGUAUAUAUAUAUAUGUAUAUAUGUAUAUAUGUGUAUAUAUGUAUAUACAUAUAUGUACAUAUAUAUUUAUUUAUUAAGCUUGGAAUGUGGAGUCCCAGUGUUUGCUCUGCACAAACGUGAAACUUCAUGCAGCUGCUGUGUCAAGAGAUACUGAACUCCCGAGCGUUGCUAGCUAGGCUGUUUUGUCUUUUCCUCUUCAGUGAGCCCAGAGCGAGGUCACUGUCACUGAGCAUUAAUCCCACAUGUCGUACUUAGCAAGGCUUGGACGGUCACUCAGCCUGCAAGACAGUGUCAGAGGCUCAUUGUCGUCACUUAGAAUAUAGCAACCAAGACAUAGCUUCUUCAGUCGAGAUUCCAGUGCAGAAUCAGCUGUGAACGGAAGGAUUUGAAACAGCCUUCACGCUGGGGUCAGAUUAACCCUUUCACAUCACAAGGACAAACCCAGUGGCCCAUGGAAGGAACCAAGCAGGGUGCUCCAUGGUAGGAGUGAGGUGGGGCAGGAAAGAGAGGCCGGGGCAGCUGGUCAGGGGACAGUAAACUGGAGUCCCUUCCUGAAUCAGAAAAGCCAAGUGUUUAUAAAAACUGACUACCUCGGUGUUCAGUUCAAACACAUCAUUGUAAGUGUUUUAAGGCCCUAGGUGUCAAACAUAUCAAGUGAAUUGUCUCAGGUUUUUGCAGAAUUUACAGGAAGGAAGCAAAGCCAUGUGAGGAGCCUUGAGCAGGGUCAGGAGGGAGUGAGUGGGACAGCCUUUGGUAAUCUGUGUGUUGACUCCUCCGAUUCUCUCCUGCAGAACAUCCUUCCCGUAAUACUUACAUUUUUCCUAUAGGAUUCUUAUAUUUUUAAGACCAAAUGGGGAUUCUAAAAAUGUUAUAAAUUAUGCUUAGCAUUAGUUUUUAGCCUAAGUUGGCUUAGAGCUUAUUGAAAUUCAAAGAUAUAUCAUAAUUGUAUGGAUUGUAAAUAGUUUUAGGAAGAUACAUGAGUAUCAGAGUAUUUCAUGAAAUGUUAUCAGCAUUUUCUUCAAUAUUAGAUUUAUAGAUUCAGCCGGGCAUGGUGGUCAUGCCUAUAAUCCUAACACUUGGGAGAUGGAGGCAGUAGGGUUAUGAUUUAAGACCAGCCUGGGCUACAGGGAGACAGGCCCAAUCCCACCCUUCCCCACCAACAAAGAAAAACUUACCAUUUGUGGCCAUGUAUAAAGCAGCUAACUGGUUGGUCUGAGAUUUUACACUGCAAAGCCCUGCGACUAACGCUUGGCUAGGCCUAGGUCCCGGCCGGCCCUGCUCAGCCUCCCAGAGUCUCCAGCCUGCACACUGUGUUUCAUGCCUGGCCCAGCGGCCUACCUAGAAGCUGGAUGAACAGAGGAGAGCCAGUCUCUGAAGACAGCUGAGUUGUCCCAGCGUGAGAUGGACAUCCUCACAGCCUCACAGCUGGCUUCAUGGUGAGCACAAGUUCUCCCUGGCAUGGCCUUCAGCCCCCGGCCUGGGAGCACUAACUGACAUGCUGUGCUCAAUCUCAGCUGCUCAUUCUGAGGAGAGGCAUGAGCUGGAAAGGUUUUUUUCCUUUUUAAAUUAUGUUGGGACAUGGGAGGGAAUGCUUUUAUGUUUACAUUUCUAAUAAGUAAAAUAGAUUUUAAAAUUGUUCUUUGUUUGUGGUGGUAAACUUUAAAUGUAAUGUAUUCCUUAGAAAAUCACAACUUUAAUAAAAAAAAAUGGAAACCAA